AACAAAUGCAACACAACCCAAUAUAACACCAACCUACUAGCUACUAUUUUCUAUUCAUUCAAGCAUUAUGGCUUAUGCUAAGCUCUCUCUUUUGCCUCUCUUCCUGAUCACCACAUUAGUAAUAAUAUUUCCGACGAAGAAGGUCCAAGCAGAUUGUGACAAGCUUUGUAGUUUUCAAGAGUCGGAAUGUGGUGAUGGUUGUUUAUGUUUAAUCGGGAUUGAUUAUUGCUUAAGCAUAUCAUUAGUUAUGAAGAUGGUGAAGAAACAUCCUAAAUUAUGUGAGUCUCAUGCAGACUGCACAAGAAAAGGAAGUGGGAGCUUCUGUGCUUAUUAUCCAAAUUCGGAUAUUAAAUAUGGCGUGUGUUUUGAUUCUAGCUCUCAUGCAGAAGCCUCAUUCAAGAAUGCUCUUAGCUCUGAAUUCUCAAACUUGUUGAAGAUGCCCUCAGAAGUUUCCACUUAAUAUGUACAUCAAAAACCAUCCAUGCAUGCAUGCAUGCAUGAUCUCUCUAUCUACUUAAAUAAAAUUGUUUCAUAUGUCUUUGUUUCCAAUUAUGUUUGGAUUUCUUAGACAUUUUGAUUUCAAAAAUAAUAUAUGCAUGUGUGUAGAGUAUGUACUUCUAUGUCAUUAGUUUAUAAGUAAUGCAUAAUUAAACUGUGAU
Vicia villosa (hairy vetch) is the source of this 659-nucleotide messenger RNA. Its product is annotated as albumin-1-like. The transcript has 2 exons. Lineage: Eukaryota; Viridiplantae; Streptophyta; Magnoliopsida; Fabales; Fabaceae. Bases 68 to 460 code for a protein of 130 amino acids. The record is from RefSeq and is a predicted model, not a curated record.